AUGUUACANGUGAAAUCACAACAUGAGCUUAGACAUGGUGAUGUUGUGAGGGGAGGAUACGAGCUUAUUGAACCUGAUGGUCGCUUCAGGAAAGUGGAGUACAAGGCCGAUGACCACACUGGGAUGCCAAUGAUUACUAGUCAACAUUUUGAUGCGUAUAAAUACUUGAAGAAUACCAUCCGAUGUUACAUGUGUUCGGAACAUCAAGAUAACAUAAUGUUUGCUAAGGUGCUAAUUUUGUUGAGCAUAGCUGUGUGCGUGCUAGGAGGCGGCCAUGCUACCUCAGAACAGAAAGUCGUAGUUCGACACAAGAAAAUAAUAAAUGCUGAGAAGAAAUCGGACGAAUACGCAUGGUCGUAUCCAUCAUACGAGUUCUCUUAUAAAGUACAUGAUCCACACACACAUGACAAAAAAGGACAAUCCGAGAACAGAGAGGAUGAUGAGGUGAAAGGCGAAUACUGGCUGAUUCAACCUGAUGGUCAUAAACGUAUCGUUUCUUACCAUGGGGAUAAGAAAUCAGGUUUCAAUGCCGACGUCAAAUACUCCGAGCCCCACAAACAUAUUGAUGAAGAAAAGAAAUCUCACCACAUCCCGCACUACCCUGAAGUAGAGCAUAAAAACAUUAUUGUUGAUUACAAGAAAGAAGAAAAAGAAGAAGGAGAAAAACACGAAGAAGAAGAAGAAGAACGGGAUAACAAAGAAGAAGACAAAGACGGCCAUUCUUCUGUUAAUUUAGGUGAAUACGAGCCACUGCCUUAUCGAGCUCCUGUAGUACACAAGAUCAGAGAAAACUACCACCAUCCUCAUUACUACAGAAAAAAUAGAAGGUCCUAG
Molecule: messenger RNA, 834 nt
Organism: Bombyx mandarina (wild silkworm)
Lineage: Eukaryota; Metazoa; Arthropoda; Insecta; Lepidoptera; Bombycidae
Gene: CPR81
Product: cuticular protein RR-2 motif 81
Cellular component (GO): extracellular matrix
Source: RefSeq, a predicted model, not a curated record